Coffea eugenioides is the source of this 2079-nucleotide messenger RNA. RefSeq lists its product as uncharacterized. Bases 1 to 2079 code for a protein of 692 amino acids. Gene Ontology annotation, molecular function: zinc ion binding; nucleic acid binding. Lineage: Eukaryota; Viridiplantae; Streptophyta; Magnoliopsida; Gentianales; Rubiaceae. The transcript is spliced from 4 exons. The record is from RefSeq and is a predicted model, not a curated record.
AUGGAGGAUAUAGAUUCACUCCAACAAGAUUACAUCCCUGAUCACCUGAGCAGUGACAAUGACUCAUCAGAUGAUGAAUUCAAAGGGAGAUACAAGGACUUUGUCCUAGAGAAAUUCCUCAGGGAUCCCAAAUUCGAGAUUGGGAUGAAGUUUGAGUCAAGAGCACAAUUCAAAUCUGCUGUGACUGAGUAUGGGAUUAGGAUGGGUAAACCUGUUUGGACCAGUAAAAAUGAGCCCACCAGGGUGAGGGCCAAGUGUAGGGAACCAUGUAAAUGGUUUGUAUUUGCUUCAAUAGAAAAGGCUUUGGCACAAAGGACUUGGUAUGUAGAGAGGAUAAGAUCAAAUAACAAUCUGCCAACAAGAAAGUUAAGGCAAACAGUCCAUAAAGACUACCAGGCAGAAAUAUCUAAGCAUGUUGCAGCUAAGGCGAAGACACUAGCUAUAGAGAAGAUCAAGGGGUCAGCUGAGUCACAAUACAAGAAAAUAUGGCAAUAUUGUGAAGAAAUUAAAAGGACUCAUUCUGGCUGUACAAUGGAGGUUAUGUUCACUCCAUUUAGAGAACCUGGAUGUAAUCCAAGGUUCAUGAGGAUGUACUGCUGCCUUGGCCCACUGAAGAAAGGCUUUAAAGAUGGGUGCAAACCUAUUUUGUGUUUGGAUGGAUGUCAUAUUAAAGGUAGAUACUCAGGCCAGCUGUUGACAGCCAUUGCAGUGGACCCCAACAACGGCUUUUGGCCAGUUGGACUAGACAGAGCACUCGCAGAGGUUCUACCAAAUUCUGAACACAGGUACUGUGUUCAACACAUGUAUAGGAAUUUCAAGAAGAAACAUCCAGGAUUAGGUUUAAAGGAUCGAUUGUGGCAUAUAGCAAGCACCACAACAGUUGAACAUUUCAACCAAGCCUUGGAUGACCUUAAAACCUAUGACAAAGAAGCACAUGCAUGGGUGAAGAAGGGACCACACCCUCGACAUUGGUGUAAGGCCUUUUUUUCCAAACAUACACAGUGUGAUAUGUUGGUUAAUAACCUGUGUGAAUCAUUUAAUGCCCAUAUUUUAAAGGCUAGGGACCAGCCUAUUAUUUCUAUGAUGGAGGCUAUUAGGGAAUACCUGAUGGAAAAGAUCCAAAAGAGAAGGGCAGCAAUGAAAAAAUACAAGUUAAAUGGUGGACCACUCAUUAGAGAAAUUGUGGAAGAAAGGGUCAAACGUGCAGUACAAUGGAAAAUAACAUGGAAUUCAAGCUCAGGUAAUCAAGCAAAAGGGCCACGGAGAGCCCAAUUUGCUGUUGACCUUGACAAAAAUGAGUGCACCUGCAAUUUGUGGGCCUUGAGUGGCAUUCCAUGUUCCCAUGCAAUUGCUGCUCUACAUAGAGCUAAAAAGGAUCCCCACAAAAUGUUGGCUAACUGCUAUCAUAGGGAGGUAUUUUUUAACAUCUAUGAUAAUGUGUUGCAGCCUAUUAAUGGAGAUAUCCAGUGGCCACAGUCAGACAUGCUGGAGUUGGACCCACCAGCAAGUGUCACUCAACCUGGCAGGCCAAAGAAAGUUAGAAAGAGAGAUGUUACAGAAGGAAAAGAUCAUGGCAAAAGGUUGCGAAAGAGGGUUGUAAUCCACUGUAGAAAGUGUGGAGGGAUUGGACAUAAUGCUAAAACUUGCAAGAAUCCUCCUAAGUCAUCUACUGAACAACAACCUUCUCAACAACCAGCACCUACUGGACAACCAUGUAAUCAGCGACAGCACGAAGCACCAACAAAAAAACAACGUGUAAGCAAGAAUCAGGGACAAAGAAAUCAGCAAAAAACUCAGCAGCAGCCAACACAUCAACCUCAGUCCCAGCCUUCUCAGCAGCACCAACACAUCAACCUCAGUCCUCAGCAAUCCACCUCAAGACCACCAGUUCAUAGGCACAAGAGAAGUACAUCAAAAAGGCCACUGACAGAAGCAGACAAAGGUUUUAUUAAUCUCAACUAUGCUUAUUUGGGUAAAGAUCCACCUUUCAAUGUUGGAAACUGGCAGGGAAGAGGUGGAGAAAGAGGAAGAGGCAGGGGAAGGGGAAGAGGAAAGGGUCCAUCUGGAACAAGUUCUUGA